Messenger RNA from Daphnia magna, 1707 nucleotides. RefSeq lists its product as uncharacterized. Gene Ontology annotation, molecular function: ubiquitin protein ligase binding. The transcript is spliced from 2 exons. The coding region runs from base 647 to 1600 and encodes 317 amino acids. Gene Ontology annotation, cellular component: cytoplasm; nucleus. Lineage: Eukaryota; Metazoa; Arthropoda; Branchiopoda; Diplostraca; Daphniidae. Gene Ontology annotation, biological process: regulation of proteolysis; proteasome-mediated ubiquitin-dependent protein catabolic process. The record is from RefSeq and is a predicted model, not a curated record.
UGUCCAGCUAAAAGCGAAAAAAAGUUGCGAAAUGCAACAAUCAACUAAGGUUUCAAAUAGAAUUGCCGAUUUCUGAAUUUUAGAUGCCAUUUUUAGAAAGACCUCUUCGCUCUUAAAGGUAAGAGGUGUAUUACAAAAGGAAUUUUUCUCGUGAAUUUAAACAUUAUUCUGCAAUCUGUAUUCAUCACUUAACUUAGUAUCAAAGAACUUUCGCCUGUCAGCCCUUGUGUUUUCAGAGGCUGCCGGUUGUUGGCGGCCACCUUAAUGCCUGCGAAAGAGAUGUUACACCUUACCUUUUGCAUUCCAUAAACGCUAUUUAUGCAACUCCUUAGAAACAUGCUUCAUUCUACAGAUCGUGUUUUUUAAAGCUACUCUAGCUGUCAUGGCGUUCAAGUCCAGUUUUGUUGUCCAGUCUGUUUUUCAUGUAGGCUCUUUUUGCCUUGGGGUUCAAGUUCAACGUUGAUCAAUUGCCAGGACAACGUCUCUAGUUCUCUUCCCUGAUUCUCCUUUUUGCCUUCAAAAAGUGUGGACGUUUCAUCGACGUUUCCUUCGCCUGGUAAUCUUUAAUCCCAAAAGUACGUUGGCUGUCGUGGUGGUCGGGUGAAAUUUUAUUCGGCGUUUUUCGUUACUAAAGAGGUAUUCCAAGAUGCCUGUCCUAGUUAGAGAGGAGGAAGUUGUUGAAUGGGUUAUCGAAUGGAAGGUUCAGACGAAGGAAGGUGAAGAGCCUUUAACACUGUAUAACGAAAGGAAACGUUGGAUUAACCUGUGGUUGGAGCAGACUGAGAAAGCGGAAGUCCGAGACACUGAAGCGCUUUGCUCCGACAGGGAGGCGGCUGUUGUUCCAACUAGGCACUACAAGCCGUCAUCCAUUACCGUUUCUGUUUGUGGAUUUUCGGGAGAGGCAAUGCAACGCGAAGCGACUCCAAAUGUGGAGAAAUGGACUUGCAUGAAAUCCGAGUAUUCGUUUGAUCGCAAAAGAAAUAUUAACUUGUUGUCCUUCGUCUUUUCCAUCAAAUUCGAGAAAAUCGGUGUCGUCGAAAUGGUAGAAGCUCUUGAGCACAUGACGGACUACUUUUUCCUGCAGCAGUCGCAUUGCGACGUCCAGUUUUGCUUCCCAAAUGACGAGGAGCCAAUCAGCGGACACGGGAAAAUUUUGUCAUCCAGAAGUUCCGUUUUCGCCGCGAUGUUCCAGCACGAGAUGCAAGAAUCUAAGACGGGCAAGGUCUUCAUCCAAGACACGGAACGCGACACUUUCUAUCAACUGCUUCAUUACAUUUACUCCGGUCGGACUUGGACGUCGUUGACUGAAGGCACAGCUCAAAAGCUUCUCUUGGCAGCUGAUAAGUACAAUGUGACUCAACUUGCCAAAGAAUGCACCAGUUACUUGAUUUCAAACAUCCAAUGGGACAGAGCCGUUGAUUUGAUGAUCUGGGCUCACCUGUAUUCAAUUGAUCAAGUAAAAAAAGCGGCUCUCGAGGUUGUCGCCAAAUAUGGAAAACAGAUUUGCCCUCUAGACGCCUGGGAGGGACUGGUGAUCAAUUAUCCUCAGCUUUGUUUGGAGGCAACUAGGCGCAUGAUGUCGUUUUUUCCAGGCAAGUAACUUACUGGGGAAUACUGUGCUGAAAAAUGUUGGUGUAAUCAGUUGUACUUUGUCUCAUCGCGGUUUUGCAACGUCUGGUUCCAGUUGAAAUAAAGUUGUGACUUUAA